Schistocerca piceifrons (Central American locust) is the source of this 1104-nucleotide messenger RNA. RefSeq lists its product as uncharacterized. The record is from RefSeq and is a predicted model, not a curated record. Gene Ontology annotation, molecular function: catalytic activity. The transcript has a single exon. The coding region runs from base 1 to 1104 and encodes 367 amino acids. Lineage: Eukaryota; Metazoa; Arthropoda; Insecta; Orthoptera; Acrididae.
AUGACGGCAAACUACUCCAGCUACCGCACCGAUCGACUGACAGCGGGCGGAGCGACAGCCGUUAACGUCCGCAAUGGCAUUUGUCAUCAUGUGAUACAACUUCCACCGCUGGCAACGCUGGAGGCCACUGGUGUCGUCGUUCACGCCUCGGCGGACGCCAUCACGUUCGUCGCUGCCUCUCGACCGCCGUCUCGUCCACUGGACCCUGCUGACAUCGAUGCUCUGCUUUCCUUGAGGGGGCAGGUGUUCGUCACCGGGGACUUCAAUAGUAAACAUGUCUCCUGGAACUCCAGGAUCACCAAUGCCGCUGGACGCUGCCUGCUCCGGGUAGCGGAACGUCACCACGCGCUUGGGGUGGGGCCAUACGACCCGACAAUCUUCCCUGCCGGUGGCCUCCCGGAUAUAAUCGCGGUCGUCAAGGGCGUCCCUCAUCAGAUAACUGCCACGACGAGGACGGCACUGUCUUCUGAUAAUGUCCCAGUGGUUUUUGAUAUAGACCUAGACGCCCUACAACAACCCAGGAGAGACAUCUCACUUGCUGGCAUCGACUGGGACAGGUUUCAAGCAGCCGUGACGGACUCACUCGCCGCCGCGACGCCCCCUGUGGAAGCUGGAGCGGACGCAGCACUUCUGCACUUCGCGGCAACCACGAACGACGCCGCCAACAUAGCAACGCCGCCCCGACCACGCACUCCGCCUGACUAUUCCCGACAGCUGCCACCGGACAUCCUUGCGGCCAUCACUGAGAAGAGCCGGCUCUAUCGGGAGUGGCAGAGGACAAGAAAUGACGACACCAAGCGCCUCCUCAACAGGAUGCGUCGGGACAUCCGGGCCGCCAUUGACGACCGUCGCCAUCGCGACUGGACUAACAAGGUCGCCACCCUCUGUCUUGACGACAGCUCGGCCCGGCGGACGACGAAGCGUUUCCUACGCCGCACGCAACGUAUCCCUCCGCUGAUGGUCCACGGUCAGGCUGUCUGCGAACCAGCUGCGAAGGCUGAUGCCCUCGCAGACGUCUUUGAGGCUGCGUUUACACCGAUAGAAGACCCGACCGACGCUGUCCACGACGACCUGGUUGCUGAGCGGCUCCCGCACUACUUCUAG